Messenger RNA from Microcebus murinus (gray mouse lemur), 2705 nucleotides. RefSeq names its product claudin 15 (gene CLDN15). Gene Ontology annotation, molecular function: structural molecule activity. NCBI's taxonomy places the organism in Eukaryota, Metazoa, Chordata, Mammalia, Primates, Cheirogaleidae. The record is from RefSeq and is a predicted model, not a curated record. Gene Ontology annotation, cellular component: membrane; bicellular tight junction.
GGUGUCCUCCUUUGUCCCAGAGCAGCCCAGACCCCACACCCUUCCUUCCUUUCCUCCCCCACGUCCCUUUUCAUGGCCCUAGGAUCCUGGGAGGGAGCAGUGACCGGAGGAGGGAAGGGCAGAGCUGCGGGCACAGGAUGGGAUUUAUGCCUCCCGUCUCCUCUGACCCACUCGGCUGCCUCUCAGCACCUGGAGUUUUCCACACUAGUGGCCCCCCUCAGCUUCCUCCCACCCCCCCUUCCCUCCCUUUGUCUUCCUGCACCCCUGUUUCUCCCUCCCUCAUCCUCCUCAGGGGGAGGGUGCCUCUUGGGGAAGGAAACUGGCAUUGGCAUGGGGUGGGCAGGGCCUUGGGAGAGGUCAGGAGCCCAGGGUGCCAGCUCUGGCCUGUGGGAUGGAAGGUUGACCCGUCCUCACCCAGCCUGCUGUGCCCCACACCCCCUCGUGCCAGGCUCCGCGUGGGCCUGUUUGGCUUCCCUGCAUACCUCUCGUUCCACAGCCCAGCUGGGCAGCGGGGAGGAGGCACCUGAGGGGAGUACAGAGGAGCCUGAUUCGUGAAGGGGGAACAGGGAGGUACAGUCCAGCUCAAUGAUGUCCCCUGUGGCUGGGUGUGCAGGAUCAGCCCCUCAGGGACUGAGCCCCAGCGCCACUUGCCAGAAGGGAACCAGGGCUGUCCCAGCUCUGACCCUGGGGCAGAAAAUGAAAGUGUCCACACUGGGACAGGUCGGGCUUGGGGACCCAGCAGUUUCUAAUCCAUCAUAAUUAACACAGCUGGUGUUCCUGAUAAUUCUGAAUGGGUCACAUUCUGGGCCUGUGAUCUACCUCGGGCCCCUUGGCAGCAGGAUCAAGCUCGAUGAUGAGAGUCAAAGAUCAACUCAGUGAGGGGGAGUUAGAGAUCUGGAGAAAAGUGAUAUGUUGGUGGCCUCACUCAACCCUGCGGCACUCAGAUCCAGGACAAUCCCCAAGUAUGGAGCACUUGUUGACAGAAGCAGACACGAGCUCAAAGGGAAAGAAGUGCCUUCCCCAGUCACCUGGGUCAGUGGUGGGGUCGAGCUGAAAUCCAGGUGGGUUAGACUCCAGAACUGCUGGUCUCUCCCACCUUCCCGCCUCCUCAUUCAACGGUAAUCUUCCUUGGAGACUCAAAUGUCCCAACUCCUAGGUCCUUGAGUGUCUUGGGUUGUCCUCCCCACCCUGAGAGGGUGGCACUGCAGCCCCCCUGCAGGCUGCUUGUGGGCUGGAAUUCAUUCUCAUCCUCCCUUGCUUCUGUCUCUCAGUCACCUUUUCUCCUGUCCCUCUGAUCCGUUCCGGGCCCCCAUGAAAGCUCACUCAGAGCUGGAGCUUCCCCUUGGCUCCCAGUGCCUCCCUGGAGGCUCCUCCUUGGCUGUUUCCGUCUGUCACUCCUGCCGCGUGUGCUGGGCUCACUCCUCUGACCUGCCAGGAAGCAGAGAGACCCGGAGAGAGGGAGGGACGCAGAACCUGGAGACAGACCUGAGCCGAGGAAGAGGCAGGCAGAGGCUGCAGCUGGACUCGUGCCCUUCCCCUCCCUCCCUCCCAGCCUGCCUUGGCACCCUCCUGAGCCAAAGCCCCUUCAAGUUCCCCAGGGGCUCUACCCUCCCCCUCUCUGGGGCACCAGCCCCUCAGGGCCCUGCGUCCCACCAUGUCGGUGGCCGUGGAAACCUUUGGCUUCUUCAUGGCAGCCCUGGGGCUGCUGAUGCUGGGGGUGACCCUGCCAAACAGCUACUGGCGAGUGUCCACCGUGCACGGAAAUGUCAUCACCACCAACACCAUCUUCGAGAACCUCUGGUAUAGCUGUGCUACUGACUCAAUGGGAGUCUACAACUGCUGGGAGUUCCCGUCCAUGCUGGCCCUCUCUGGGUACAUCCAGGCCUGCCGGGCGCUCAUGAUCACCGCCAUCCUCCUGGGCUUCCUCGGCCUCUUUCUAAGCAUAGUGGGGCUGCGCUGCACGAACAUUGGGAGCAUGGUGCUCUCCAGGAAAGCUAAGCUGGCAGCCACCGCGGGGGCCCUACACAUGUUGGCUGGUGUCUGCGGGAUGGUGGCCAUCUCCUGGUACGCCUUCAACAUCACCCGGGACUUCUUCGACCCCCUGUACGCUGGAACCAAGUACGAAUUGGGCCCUGCCCUCUACCUGGGCUGGAGCGCCUCCCUGAUCUCCAUCCUGGGUGGCAUCUGCCUCUGCUCAGCCUCCUGCUGCGGCCCUGACGAGGACCCCGCCGCCAGCCCCCGGCUCCCCUACAAGGCCUCCACGUCUGUGGCGCCCCUCUCCGCGUCGGGUGAAGAAGGCGACAGCAGCUUUGGCAAAUACGGCAAAAACGCCUAUGUGUAGGAGCUGCAGCCUGUGAGCCCCAUUUUCCUUCCCGCUGCCCCAGAGGAGAGGGGUCGCCGCCGGGUCCCACCCUCCCAACAGCUUAAGGGGAAGGCCACGCCCCAGGCUCCACCCUGUACCCCAAGCCACGCCCAUCAACGGGCCCUCCUCUCCGGCUAGAGCCACACCCCGGCCACGCCCCCUUGCCUUGCGCUCCUGGGGCCUUCCAGGCCAAGAACCGCAGUGAGAAGUCCCUUUGGCUGGAUCCCUCCCUCCUCAUCCAUCUUCUGAGCCUGGGCUCUGGGAUGUGAAGGGAACGGAGGUGUCCCUGAGUGUGUGUAUUGUAUAUAAAUACAUACAUAAAUAAAUGUAUAUUAUGACUGUU